This is a messenger RNA of Camellia sinensis, 1523 nucleotides long. Its product is annotated as transcription factor UNE12. Gene Ontology annotation, biological process: regulation of transcription by RNA polymerase II. Gene Ontology annotation, cellular component: nucleus. NCBI's taxonomy places the organism in Eukaryota, Viridiplantae, Streptophyta, Magnoliopsida, Ericales, Theaceae. The record is from RefSeq and is a predicted model, not a curated record. Gene Ontology annotation, molecular function: protein dimerization activity; RNA polymerase II cis-regulatory region sequence-specific DNA binding; DNA-binding transcription factor activity, RNA polymerase II-specific.
AACACGGCCUUUGUUGCUCUAAAAAAUUAUACUUUUGUCAGAAACAUUCAGAAACGAUACACAGCCUUGUCAGAGCAGAGCACUAGCCUGAAACCCUAACCCUCUCUGUCUCCUCUGUUUCCGACACCACUCUCUCUCUCUCUCUCUCUCUUCUCCGCGUUAACCCAGCUACUUCCUCUAGCCGGAAACUUCCCAUCUCCGGCAUGGCCACCAACCCGUCGGAGGGUUACUCCGACGAAUUCCUCGACCAAAUCCUCUCUAUCCCUUCUUACGCUGGCCUCGCCGGAGCCGAAACCACUCCGUCACAGCUCAACUCCGCCUCCGCCGCCGCCGCCGCCGCUGCCGCUGGCAGAAGUGGCUUCCAGCAGCAGUUUGUUCCGUUGGGUUUGAGCCUGGACAACGGCCGAGAUGACCUCAGUGGCGGCGGUGGAGCUUUUUCAGUGAAGAAUGAGAGAGAGUCUGUGAACAUGGCUAGUUUGUUUCCGGCGUUUCAGCAUUUGCAGCCUCACUCGGUCCGCCAAGCCGUUCCUCAGGCUUUUCAUGGACAACCAACUCCCAGCACAACAAUCACUGUGCCACAGCCACCUGGCAUCCGGCCAAGGGUGCGAGCUCGUCGGGGACAAGCCACAGAUCCCCAUAGCAUUGCUGAGCGGCUGCGUAGAGAAAGAAUAUCAGAAAGGAUGAAGGCUUUGCAGGAACUUGUUCCCAGCUGCAACAAGACGGAUAAGGCGGCCAUGCUUGAUGAAAUUCUGGAUUACGUGAAAUUCUUAAGGCUCCAAGUCAAGGUUCUGAGCAUGAGUAGGCUGGGUGGAGCUGGUGCAGUGGCCCAACUUGUGGCUGACGUCCCAUUGUCAUCAAUUGAGGGAGAGGACAGUGAAGGUGGAUGCAACCAAAGUGCCUGGGAUAAAUGGUCAAAUCAUGACAUAGAGCAAGAAGUAGCUAAGCUCAUGGAAGAAGAUGUUGGGACUGCGAUGCAAUACCUCCAAUCUAAAGCACUUUGCAUCAUGCCCAUAUCACUUGCUGCAGUAAUCUAUCCUACUCACUCAUCAGAUGUCCCCCCACAUGUCAAGCCCGAACCAAAUGGCCCGUCAUAGACGGCUAACCAAGUGCAUGUGCCCAUAAAAACUCCCAAUUGUCGUAAGUCCAACACUCUUUUGUACUCCUACCUAUCAUCACUUAUUAUAUAUCUUUCCUUGGCAUUCUAUGGCAAUGCAACCUAUUUCCACUUUUUAAGUUUUGUCAAACAAGGUAGGAUAUCGUAUCUUCAACAAAAUAUAGAAUAUGAAAAAUAUCAUCGUUUAUUGCCACGGUCAAGCUAUGAGAUAGAUUUUUCAAAGUCUGUCUCAUAUCCUACCCCUCUUUUUGUUGUGGUGUUGUGGGCACAUAGUCUUUUGCUCGGUGGAUGGUGGGGCUGGACAUUGUAAAAGAGUUACCCAUCCACAGGUAAAUAUAUUGUAGUUUAUGCAGACAGUUGGAAUGGAUUUGGCUAGUCAUUUUCAGGAAUGGCAUUUGGUUUUUUGUGC